CCCCAACUCUUGAAGAAUUUCAAAACACUUAAGCCUGGCAUCUUGGCAUCUUCCGGGCAGCACACUCGGGCAUUUUCAGUUCCUUUGUGUGCCCGCCCGGGGGUCUGCCCUUGCCAGGCUAUAAAGCGGGGGCCUCGCUGCGCCCCGAAACACAAGCCCGCUCAACUCCAACAAGAAGCAGCAGCUGCCCAGACUUGAGCCCAACACCACGAUGUCUGAGACCACGAAACUCGCUGCUCCCGGCCAGGCUAUGGAGGAGAAGGAGAAGGCAGCCCCAGCGCCAACUCCAUCCCUUGACCCUGCUCCCGUUGCAAACAGCAAGGGUGAGGAGCCCUCCACAGAAGCCUUCAGGAUCAUUGUCUUCGACCAGGAGAACUUCCAGGGCAGGCAGAUGGAGUUCACCACCGAGUGCCUGAACCUGGGGGACCGCGGCUUCGACCGGGUGCGCAGUGUCAUCGUCACCUCCGGACCGUAA
Calidris pugnax (ruff) is the source of this 475-nucleotide messenger RNA. Its product is annotated as beta-crystallin B1-like. The record is from RefSeq and is a predicted model, not a curated record. The transcript has 4 exons. Bases 212 to 475 code for a protein of 87 amino acids. NCBI's taxonomy places the organism in Eukaryota, Metazoa, Chordata, Aves, Charadriiformes, Scolopacidae.